AUGGCUGACCAGGAGCUUAAACAGUUCGCCGAAGAGGUCGAGGCAGUCAAGCAGUGGUGGAAGAGCCCGCGCUUCGCCCACACCACGCGUCCCUACACUGCCGAGCAGGUCGUCUCGAAACGAGGCACGCUCAAGCAGACGUAUCCCUCGGAUGUGCAAGCCAAGAAACUCUGGAAGUUGCUCGAGGACCACGCUUCCAAGGGUACCACCUCGCACACGUAUGGUGCGCUCGACCCUGUGCAGGUAACGCAGAUGGCCAAGCAUCUCGAGACGGUCUACGUUUCGGGCUGGCAGUCGUCGUCGACCGCCUCGUCGACCAACGAGCCUGGUCCGGAUCUGGCUGACUACCCUUACAACACGGUGCCGCUCAAGGUGGAACAUCUCUUUAUGGCACAGCUCUUCCACGACCGCAAGCAGCGCGAGGAGCGAACCAACCUGUCGCCCGAGCAGCGCGCCAAGACGCCUGUGAUUGACUACCUGCGCCCCAUUGUCGCCGAUGCCGACACGGGUCACGGUGGUCUUACCGCUGUCAUGAAGCUCACCAAGCUCUUUGUUGAAAAGGGUGCCGCUGGUAUUCACAUUGAGGACCAGGCUCCCGGUACCAAGAAGUGCGGCCACAUGGCUGGUAAGGUGCUUGUGCCCAUCCAGGAGCACAUUAACCGUCUCAUUGCCAUCCGACUUCAGUACGACAUUAUGGGCGUCGAGAACCUGGUUGUCGCGCGAACCGAUUCGGAGGCGGCUACGCUCAUCACCACCAACGUCGACGAGCGUGACCACUCGUUCAUCCUUGGUACCACGCACACUGAGCUUGAACCCUUGGUCGACAUCUUGAACCGCGCCGAGGCCGAGGGUGCCGAUGGCCCCAAGCUCAUCGCUCUCGAGGAAGAGUGGCUCGCCAAGGCACAGCCCGUCCGCUACGGUGACGCUGUGGCUGCCGAGCUGGAGAAGAAGGGCAAGAAGGCCGAGGCCGAGGCCUUCCGCAAGGAGGUGGUUGGCCUUUCGCUGAUCAAGUCCAAGGCCAAGGCCAAGAGUCUAGGAGUCGACAUCAACUUUGACUGGGACGCCUGCCGAACUCGUGAGGGCUACUACCGCUACCAGGGAGGCACCGACUGCGCCAUCAACCGUGCCAUUGCUUUCGGCCCUUACGCUGACCUGCUGUGGAUGGAGACCAAGUCGCCCAUCCUGGCACAGGCCAAGGAGUUCUCCGAGGGAGUCAAGGCGGCGCGCCCCCACCAAUGGCUGGCGUACAACCUGUCGCCAUCGUUCAACUGGGACGCUGCCAAGCUGAGCACGGAGCAGAUGCAGAGCUACGUGUGGGACCUGGGCAAGCUCGGCUUUGUGUGGCAAUUCAUCACGCUAGGCGGUCUGCACUCGAACGCCUACAUUUCGGACCUCUUUGCCGCCGGCUUUGCCAAGGAAGGCAUGAAGGCAUACGUCGAGCUGGUGCAGCGCAAGGAGCGCGAGAUUGGCUGCGAUGUGCUCACGCACCAGAAAUGGUCGGGCGCCAACUUUGUCGACGCGUGCCUCAACACUGUUCUCAAGGCAGCCUCAACGUCGGCCAUGGGCAAGGGUGUCACCGAGACCCAGUUCAAAUAA
Messenger RNA from Mycosarcoma maydis (corn smut), 1596 nucleotides. RefSeq names its product putative isocitrate lyase 1. Gene Ontology annotation, biological process: carboxylic acid metabolic process. The coding region runs from base 1 to 1596 and encodes 531 amino acids. Gene Ontology annotation, molecular function: isocitrate lyase activity. NCBI's taxonomy places the organism in Eukaryota, Fungi, Basidiomycota, Ustilaginomycetes, Ustilaginales. The transcript has a single exon. The record is from RefSeq and is a predicted model, not a curated record.